This is a messenger RNA of Entelurus aequoreus (snake pipefish), 1194 nucleotides long. It is a transcript of the gene fkbp7, whose product is annotated as FKBP prolyl isomerase 7. The record is from RefSeq and is a predicted model, not a curated record. Gene Ontology annotation, molecular function: peptidyl-prolyl cis-trans isomerase activity; calcium ion binding. Bases 55 to 693 code for a protein of 212 amino acids. NCBI's taxonomy places the organism in Eukaryota, Metazoa, Chordata, Actinopteri, Syngnathiformes, Syngnathidae. The transcript has 4 exons.
UUGAGUCAACCCACCCACCUCCAGUUGCCACGACUGCAGCAGCAGGACGACAAGAUGUUGAAGUUGUUGUUCUGCACGGUGGUCCUGUGCGUGUCCAUGAGUGUUCGUACUGCAGCACAGCAGGACGAGGAGGUGAAGAUCCAAGUUGUGUUCCGAGGAGAACCAUGCGAAGGAAAAAGCAAGAAAGGAGAUCUGAUGAACGUUCACUACGAUGGCUUCCUCGCCGAAGAUGGUUCGCAGUUCUAUUGCAGUCGAUCUGACAAAGCUGGACACCCCCAGUGGUUUGUCCUGGGAGUGGGACAAGUUAUCAAGGGCCUUGACAUUGGGAUGAUGGACAUGUGUCCAGGGGAGAAACGGAAAAUAACAGUUCCCCCUGCCCUGGCCUAUGGGGUGAAAGGCAAAGGCCCUGUGCCGCCGAACGCGACUGUUGUGUUCGAAGUGGAGCUCUACUCCGUGUCCAGGGGACCACGCAGCAUGGAAGCUUUUGGAAAAGUAGACCUCAAUAAUGACCGCAGUCUCACAAGGGCAGAGGUAAAAGAUUACUUGAAACUUGAAUUUGAAAAGGAUGGGAAGCCACGAGAUGAGCCCUUCUACGAGAAGAUAUUGAAUGACAUAUUCCGCAAGAGUGACAACGACAAAGACGGGAUUAUCAGCGCAAAGGAGUAUAAUAUUUAUCAACAUGAUGAGCUGUAGUUUCUGUAGUAGUUGCUAGUUAAUCUUUUCAAGUCGGUAUGUUUAAAUGCUUAGGUGAUAUAGGGGGACAAAAAAUACAAGACUGUGAAAGGAAAGUCCACUAUUUGAUGGAGACCUGUUGUUGAUUGAAGGGGUAGUUACUAUUUUUGAUAUGUAAGAGUGUGUGUGAAACAUUCCAAGACUGGUUUCACAAAAGAGAUAUUGGGUUUCAAAUCCCAGCGACAAGUUUUCACCUUUAAAGUACAGUCAAGUUAUUUUUUACAGAACUGCAGGCAAUGCAGGUAAUCUGUUCCAGACACACAAACAAGUAUCAACACAUGUAAAAUACAUUAAUUACUUUUACCUUUAUUGAAGACUCUUGUUGGCAAAUACAUCAAUGAAUGCAGAGGGAGGGAAGAGCCACACCAACGCCACCUUUGUACUUUGUCUCUCUAAGACACUCACAACUUUUUUUGGCCCCAUCGUGGUAUAUUUUACAAUUAUCAAUAAAAAACGUUGAUA